Messenger RNA from Cheilinus undulatus (humphead wrasse), 3741 nucleotides. RefSeq names its product chloride channel 6 (gene clcn6). Gene Ontology annotation, cellular component: intracellular membrane-bounded organelle; lysosomal membrane. Gene Ontology annotation, molecular function: voltage-gated chloride channel activity. NCBI's taxonomy places the organism in Eukaryota, Metazoa, Chordata, Actinopteri, Labriformes, Labridae. Gene Ontology annotation, biological process: chloride transport; transmembrane transport. The coding region runs from base 6 to 2594 and encodes 862 amino acids. The transcript has 23 exons. The record is from RefSeq and is a predicted model, not a curated record.
CGAAGAUGGCGUGUUGUGGAAACUGUUUUUGUUGCCAAUGUUGCUGCAGAGAAGGGGAGACACGGACACCAGAAGAGCUGACCAUCCUCGGUGAGAUCAGAGAUGAAGAAGAUGAGAUCUUACCCAGAAAAGACUACGAGAGUUUGGAUUAUGACCGCUGUAUCAACGAGCCCUACGUGGAGGUCCUGGAGGGGAUGGACAACAAGAAAGCCAGGAAGUAUGAAGCGGUGCGGUGGCUGAUGGUGUUUGCUAUCGGAGUCACGGUCGGCCUGGUCGGCCUUUUUGUGGAUUUCUUCGUUCGUCUCUUCACCAAAAUCAAAUUUUCUCUGGUUGGUGAUUCUAUAGAGAAGUGCAGCGAUAAAGGCUGCCUCGCUCUCUCUCUGCUUGAGCUCCUGUCCUUCAACAUGACCUUCAUCUUCAUCGCCAGUGUGCUCGUCCUCGUAGAGCCUGUAGCUGCAGGAUCGGGGAUCCCAGAAAUCAAAAGCUACCUGAAUGGAGUAAAAAUCCCAGGAAUCGUACGGCUAAGGACUUUUCUCUGCAAAGCUUCUGGAGUUCUCUUCAGUGUGGCUGGAGGUCUGUUCGUGGGAAAAGAAGGUCCGAUGAUUCACAGCGGCGCCAUCGUGGGAGCUGGUCUUCCUCAGUUUCAGAGCAUCACCUUUAGGAGGAUCAAGUUUGAUUUCCCUUACUUCCGCAGUGACAGGGACAAGCGUGACUUUGUGUCUGCGGGUGCUGCUGCUGGAGUCGCUGCUGCCUUCGGUGCUCCUAUUGGAGGAACUCUGUUCAGUCUGGAGGAGGGCUCGUCUUUCUGGAACCAGGCGCUCACCUGGAAAGUGCUCUUCUGCUCCAUGUCGGCCACUUUCACCCUCAACUUCUUCCGUUCUGGGAUCAACUACAACAAGUGGGGCUCCUUCCAGCUGCCCGGUCUGCUCAACUUUGGAGAGUUUAAAUGUCCAGAUGGAGAUAAGAACUGCCACCUGUGGACUGCAGUGGAUCUGGCCUUCUUUGUCCUGAUGGGGGUGGUGGGCGGCCUGCUGGGGGCGCUCUUCAACUGCAUGAACAAGGGGCUGUCCAAGUAUCGAAUCAAACACAUUCAUCCAAAGGCCAAGUUUAUCCGAGUCCUUGAGAGUUUGCUCGUUUCCAUGGUGACGACAUUGGUGAUAUUUGCAGCGUCGCUGCUGUUGGGCGAGUGUCGUGAACUGUCUUCACCCAUGACCCAUAACACGACACUGUCAGGAAUUGAAGACAUCAACUCAACCAUCCGACAGUUCUUCUGCACCAAUAAGACCUACAACGACAUGGCUACGCUGUUCUUUAACCCACAGGAGGCUGCAAUUCACCAGCUCUUCCACCAGGAUGGUACCUUCAGCCCUGUGACCCUGUCAUUGUUCUUCCUGCUCUACUUCCUGUUGGCUUGUUGGACGUACGGUGUGUCUGUACCCAGUGGACUGUUUGUCCCCUCUCUGCUCUGUGGAGCCGCUUUUGGACGUCUGGUCGCCAACAUCCUCAAAGUGAAACUGGGGAUGGACAUCUAUGCCGGGACCUUCGCCCUCAUCGGAGCCGCCUCCUUCCUCGGGGGCGUGGUCAGAAUGACCAUUAGUUUGACCGUCAUCCUCAUUGAAUCGACCAAUGAAAUCACGUACGGGCUUCCCAUCAUGAUCACUCUCAUGGUUGCAAAGUGGACUGGAGAUUUCUUUAACAAAGGGAUCUAUGACAUCCACAUCCAGCUGAGAGGAGUCCCUCUGCUGGAGUGGGAGACUGAGGUCGAAAUGGACAAGUUAACAGCCAGUGACAUCAUGGAGCCCAACCUGACCUAUGUGUACCCCCACACCAGGGUCCAAUCUCUGGUCAGCAUCCUGCGCACUACGGUCUACCACGCCUUCCCUGUGGUCACAGAGAACCGACAGAAUGAGCGAGACUUCAUGAAGGGGAACAUCCUGGUCAGCAACAACAUCAGAUUUAAGAAAUCCAGCGUGAUGUCUCGAGCAGGAGAACAGCGGCGGCGCUGCCAGUCCAUGAAGUCGUACCCGUCCAGCGAGCUGAGGAAUGUCUGUGAUGAGCAGAACACUGCUGCAGAGCCGGCAGAGGAGGGAGAGGACCUGCUGCAGCAGAUGCUGGAGAGGAGACACGCUCCGUACCCAAACCUUUACCCCGACCAGUCUCCCAGUGAAGAGUGGACCAUGGAGGAGCGCUUCAGACCGCUCACGUUCCACGGCCUCAUCCUGCGCUCACAGCUGGUCAACCUGCUCAUCAGAGGGGUCUGCUACUCCGAGAGCCAGUCGAGCGCCACCCAGCCCAGGUUAUCCUUCACAGAGAUGACAGAAGAUUACCCACGAUACCCCGACAUCCACGACCUGGAUCUCGCCCUGCUCAACCCCCGCAUGAUAGUGGACGUCACCCCCUACAUGAACCCGUGCCCCUACACAGUGUCACCAAACACCCGUAUAUCCCAGGUGUUUAACCUCUUCAGGACGAUGGGCCUCAGACAUCUACCGGUGGUAAAUGCUGUCGGAGAAAUUGUCGGAAUCAUCACGAGACAUAAUUUAACCCACGAGUUCCUGAUGGCCAAACUACGACAGCACUACAUCACCAUCUGACCCCACAACUACCUGUCACAUUGGACUGUGUCCUCUGUCCCGUCCCGUCCUGUCCCGUCAGCAUGUAGGCAUUCCCAAACCAAACUGCACAUUAACAACUACACACAUUCUCUGUGGUCAGUAUUGAUCACAGUUCUUAAGGAAAGGAAACCUUUCAGUUCUAUUUCACUAAAGUCUUGUUUUUAGCCUUUUUUAGCCUAAAUAUAAUACUGGUGCAGAUACAGUUAAUCCCGUGGAGCUACAUGUUACUGUACUAUCUUUAUCCUCAAAGAUGUGCUGAAAGAAGUUUCCACAAACGAGUCUAACCAGGGUCUCCGACCACCCAGGCCUCACAUGAGUAGAGUGAGACCGGGAGGAAAGACUCUGACUGAAAAGGGCAAAAAAUACCAUGAUAUGAAUUAAGGGCCAUAUCAUCCAGGCCUAGAGUGAAUGUGCUCUAACAUGAAUCACCUCCAUUCAACUUUGGAUCUGCUCUACAUUUUCCUCUCUGGUUAUUUGCACAGAUAAAGGUCAAACUUUGACUCACCUGGAACAGUUUAUUCAGCGAUACAAAGAGAUGAGGUGACCUUACUGGCUGCUGUUUCUGUUGGUUACAGCCACAUUUACUACACAAACACUUCCAAUAAAGAUCAGCAGAAAGAAGCUAGAAGAUGGAAACAAAUCUGAGAAAUAAAGAGGUACAGACUGGUGAGAAUUUAAAGGAAAAAAGAAAAAGCAAACAGCGCAUCUUGAAAUUGUGCAGGUUUCUGACUUUAGAGGGGUAGUAGCUGACUUUGUUUGAUUUUAAACAGAAUUUUACUGAUGUUUAAGUUUGAGAAAUAACCCUGAUAUCUGCAUUUCCUACAGUGAUUGUGAAUUAUGUGACACUUUGCAUUAGAAAAUGCAAUUUGCAGGAUAAAAGAUUUAAAAAUCUCAUGUCAGCAGAAUAACAGGCUUAUAAAAACAGUACUUUUAGUGGUAUUACUGUGAGUAAACAUCGCAUUUGUCGCUCGUUUUGCAGAUUUUGUGCUAUUUAAACACUAUAUUCUUUAAAGGGGACAUAUUUUACCCUUUCAAGCCAAGUUUAUAUCGGUCUCAGAGGUCCCUAAAAUAUGCCUGUGAAGUUUGCUGCUGAAAAAACACUCCAGUACUGGAUGUUUGCAUGCCU